Messenger RNA from Rubroshorea leprosula, 1179 nucleotides. NCBI's taxonomy places the organism in Eukaryota, Viridiplantae, Streptophyta, Magnoliopsida, Malvales, Dipterocarpaceae. The record is from the annotation of a GenBank genome assembly.
CAAAAUUUUGGGGUAUUUUAGCAUUUGGUUGGGGACUUAUUUGAGAAAAAAUAUUGUUUUGGGGCUUAAUUGUAAAAUCUUUAAAAGUUGAGGGACUUAAAAGAAAGGAAUUAGGAUAAGGAUUGACUGCUUUUCCUUUUUCUUUUUCUUUUUCUUUCUUUCUUUCCCUCCCCAUCAGACCCGCGUGCCCUGCUCUUCCUCUCCCCCGACCCUCUACAGCCGACGAACCCCCCAGCCACUGCCACCCAUUUUUCGGCCGGAAAUCCGGCAAAGCUUAGGGAUUUCUCCCUAUUUUCUUGUCUUAGAACACCUGUUGAACCCAGAAAAAUCCCAGAUCUGCGUCUUCCUCCCUCUGCUGUCCGUCGGCUUCAACUUGUGGGUUUGAAAUUUCUGGGCAUUUUUCGCCGCAAGUUCCCCUGCAUAAUUUCUUCUUCUCUGCCGUCGGCUUCUCCCCCCUGCUAGGCUCGGUUUUGCUUGCUAAAUUUUGGUAAGUUGCCGGCUUUUCCAAGCUUAAAAUUACCCAUUUAAUUGCUGGGAGUAAUCCCGUGACUUAGCCAUUGUUGGCCAAAGCUGUGGGUCUCCAUUGCUUGUCUGGGAAAUUGGAAUGAAUUUUGGUGCAGUCACUGUUCACGCACUGUUCACGGGUACUGUUCACAGAACACUGUUCACACACCGAGGGUCAACGAUUAACAGGGAUUUAAAUGAUUAGUUUGUGAUAUAAGAAUGAAUGUGGAGAUGUCCAGUUAUGUGGAGAUUGAUAGGAAUAGCAUCGGGAUUAGGAGUGAUUUUAAUGAUGAUUUCAGUUUGAAUUUGUGAUAGUCCGGUAUUAAUUCUGAGGUGUUUUGAUUAGGUUCCUGAUCGUUCUAUCAGUUAGCAUUGAGAUUGAGUGCUCGGUUUUGUGCGAGUGAGGAAGUGAAACUGAGGACGGGGAAACCACGGGAAGUGACGAGUAAGAAGGCUAGCCAUUUCGAGAUUGACAUAGAUUUUAGAAAUAAAUCCUGCUCUUGCAAGCUAGAGUGUAUUUGGAGAUUUUAUGAUAUCAGAGAAAAUUUUAAAGAUUUGAUCUUGAGAUUUUGAGGUUGUCAUGUUUGGACAUAGAAUUAUUUUGAGAUAAUCGGAUUUGAGUUAUUGAAUUGUCAGAUGUGAAUUGGAUAAGUUUCGAGCCUUGUGCAUUUGUGG